AUGGCCCGUCCGCGCCAAGGAUCUUCAAAUACCAUAGUAAUCAAACUAGGGUCGUCGUCUAUUGUUCAUGAAACCACGCACAUGCCGCUUCUCUCGACCCUCUCGGCCGUGGUCGAGACGGUCGUCCAUCUACGCCAGCAGGGACACAAGGUUGUCCUUGUUAGUUCAGGGGCCAUCGCGGUUGGGUUGAAACGGAUGGAUGUAGCGUAUCGUCCGAAGAGUUUGUCGGGAAAGCAGGCAUUGGCUGCUAUAGGCCAGGGCAGAUUGAUCGCUCUAUGGGAUAACCUCUUUGGGCAACUAGAGCAGCCUAUUGCGCAGGUUCUGCUAACAAGAGGUGAUAUAUCUGACCGGACCCGCUACUUAAAUGCGGUAAGCACGUUCAAGGAGUUACUGUCCAUGGGCGUUGUCCCAAUCGUUAAUGAAAACGAUACGAUCUCCGUCAGCGAAAUAAAAUUCGGCGACAACGAUACCUUGUCCGCCAUCACGUCUUCUAUGAUACAUGCUGACUAUCUGUUUCUUCUGACUGACGUGGACGGGUUGUACACUGCGAAUCCUCGAAAAGACCCAACGGCGAAGCCUAUCGAGACUGUCUCUUCCAUUGCGACAAUUCGCUCCCAAGUCAGCACAACCACGCUAGGUUCUAGUCUGGGAACUGGCGGAAUGGAGACCAAGCUCAUCGCUGCGGAGAUUGCGACAGCAGCAGGUGUCACAACCGUCAUCACAUCAAGCAAAGACCCCAAGAACAUAUUCAAGAUCAUAGAGUAUAAUAAUGCUUUGAAAUCAGGGACAUCGACACCAAUAGAGAUUUCAGGUCGCUCUAGUCCUGAAUCAUCACUUGUAGAAGAUGCUGGGCCUCCAUCCGACACUUCUACAUCAUCUGUAUCAAAAACGCCGACGGGCGACGCCCCACGGCCACCGCAUACGUUGUUCAAACCCUCUCCUGUUCCGUUGCGCGACCUGAAGUCUUGGACCAGUCAUACCCUUAAUCCAUCAGGAACUGUUAUCAUCGACAGAGGAGCACACAGUGUGUUGUCCCGACGCGAGUCAGGUGGACGAUUGCUUCCUGCUGGUGUUCUCGGCGUCCGAGGCGCAUUUGCGUCCGGACAAGCAGUUCGGAUCGUGAUACGACGCCAAGUAUCCGGAUCGAGCGAGUCGGCGACGGCAGUCGAGGAACUACAUUACUCUCAUGCUGAUUCUGGCCCGGGAACGACAGUGCCCAACACGCCGAUAUUGUUUGCGAACGCAUCUGCGACGUCGUCAAUGUCUGAGUUAGAUCCUGGACUGGACUUAGACCCAUUGUCGUUGCCGACGGUAGAUGAGGACAUGACGCCAUCUACGUCCUUGAGAAUGCUUCCUGCUGAGGAGGAGGUUUUUGUGGAAAAUCCGGCUGGAGAGAGUGAUGAAUGGGAAGUAGAGGAAGUUGGACGCGGUCUUGCGAACUACAACUCAGCCCAGAUUAACAGAGUGAAGGGGCUCAAAAGUUCGUACAUUGCGCAACUGCUAGGAUACGCGGAUUCCGAGUAUGUCGUGGAGAACAUCACAAUUCGUGUUCCGCCCUGA
Molecule: messenger RNA, 1560 nt
Organism: Fibroporia radiculosa
Lineage: Eukaryota; Fungi; Basidiomycota; Agaricomycetes; Polyporales; Fibroporiaceae
Exons: 7
Coding region: 1-1560 (519 amino acids)
Cellular component (GO): cytosol; cytoplasm
Molecular function (GO): RNA binding; ATP binding; glutamate 5-kinase activity
Source: RefSeq, a predicted model, not a curated record